AUGGCGGCAGCAGUCCGGGUAACUCCAGUCCCGCGCAGCUGUCCCCGCAGCGCUCCCUCUCUACGCUACGCCAGCAGCAGGUCCCCCGCUUGGGAGGAGCGUGCAAGGUCCCCCGGUCCUGGCCCCGCUGAUCACCGCCUCAAAUCGCCUCUUUCGCGCGGAUCCUCCGCGUUCCGCUCGCCUUCUGCGCAUACAGACCCCUCCGCCUUCCGCCUGCACUCCCCUUCCCCCAAUCCUCUCCCUUCCGCACGCCUGUCUCGCCCUGUUUCUCCUCUCCCCGGGCCUCUUCGUCCGCGAUCUCCCCUUCCCGAGUCCGCCCGCCCCCGAUCCCCGUUGCUUGGUUCCGCCCGACCUAAAUCUCCGCUCCCCUUCAUCUCUCCGCGCAACUCCGAGUUCGCAUCGGCGCGAAACUCCCCCGCCGCCGCUCCUUCUGCUGGUGUGGCUCGCGCAGGCACCCGCGGGUCCCUUAGGACUAUCCCGCGCAGCAGCAGUUGUCGCAGCGCCAGCAGCUGCGCGCAGGACGAGUGGAGCGACUCUGGCGCGGAGGAGGAGAUUCGCGCUUCCGCUUCUCCCGGUUCGCUUUUUAUCGCGCGUCCUGGCGCCCGUUCCGCCGUCCGCCCCACCCCUUCCGCUUCCGCUUGGGAUUCCGCGCAGCCCGCGCCGUCGAGUGUCAGUUCCGCCCAUUUCAGCGGUUUCACUGGCCCCGGCAAUAGACGCAGCAACAGCAGUCGCAGUAGCGCCAACGCCUGCGCUCAAACACCUCCGCCAACCACCUCCGCGCGCUGCCCGUCCCCAUUGCGCCGCGCGUCGAGCUCCGCAUCCGCGCUAUCCUCGCCUUCCGCGCCGUCACGUCCCCCCUACAGCUCCCCCCAGGCGCAGGUUGUGGGGGCCACGAACGGGGGAGACGAGAGAGCGACCGGGGAUUCGGAGCGGACGUACUACGGGGAAGCGGAGGACGAGGGGGGAAGCGGGGGAGUGCGCGCGAACCUGUCCGCGGACUGCGGGAGGCGGGGGCGACUGGCCGCCGCGGCUGCAGCAGCACGGGCGGAAGUGGCGCACGGGAUAGAGAGCGCGAGGCGAAGGGGGAACGGCGCGGAGACGCGCACAGGCGUGGCAGAUAGAUGUGGUGGUGGGGCGGGUGCAGCAGGCGGUGGGGUGAUGGACCUGGGGCCGCCUGGGGGUGGGCGAGGUGGCGUGAGCGGUGGUGUGAGUGGUGGUGGGGGGCAGCAGCGCAGGAGAACCCUUGGGUCUGCCUCUGCCUCUGCCUCGGCGUCUGGUGGGAAGAAGCUGCUGCACAAGCGAACGCUGUCCAUGGGCAAUCCGCGCGCAGGUCGGUUCCACACGGUGGAGUCCGUUCUGGGGGUACACGCCACGUGGCAAACGGAGGAGGAGCAGCUGAAAGCGCUGCUGGCGCUGGUGGACGGCGGGAGCGGGGGAGGGGGAGCGCAGGGGGAGGGGGACGGGGACGGGGGAAGGGGGGAGUGUGGGGAAAGGCGCAGGGGAGCGGCGGGGGGUGCGGGGGAAGGGCAUGAGGCGUGUUUGGCCGCGCAGGAUGAGGUGCUGAUGAGGCGACUACCCUCGGCUGCUGAAGUGAUGGAAGGAGGGGGGAGAGGAGGAGAGAGGGAGAUGGGGCGAGGGAGAGAGACGGGGAGAGGAAAGGGACAGGGAGGAGGGGGAGAGGUGUGUGGUGGGGGCGGUAGGGAGCGGCAGGAAGGCAGCAGCAUGGGAGGGAUGGGGACUGAUUCUGGAGGAGUGGGUUUGAUGGGUGUGGAGCAGGGACGUGGGGAUAUGGGAACAGGUUUGCAAGCAUCCCCGUUAAGGAGAAAUCCGAGUUUGCCUGCGACGACAGGAGGAGAGCAGGUGGUGGGAUCGCCUGUACAGGCGUCCUCUCCUUUGCAGAUGCGGGCAUCGCCAGGCGCUAGGCGAGCAGAUGGGUGGGACGCGUGGAAGAGCGGUGUGGGGCGGUACUGGGUGGGGGAGGUAUUGGGGGAGGAGUUGGAGAGGGGGAAGACUCCUGAAAGGAAAGCAGGUGGGCUUGGAAGGGCGAGAACUCCGGAGAGAGUGGGAUUGGGAGGGGUUAGAGCACCUGAGUGGGCACGAGGGGGAGAGAGGCCGAAAACACCGGAGAGGGGAAAAACACCUGAGAGGCUGAAAACACCUGAGAGGCUGAAAACUCCUGAGAGGCUGAAAACACCUGAGAGGGGAAAAACACCUGAGAGAGGAAAAACACCUGAGAGGGGAAAGGCACCGGACAGAUUGAGAUUGGCAGAAAGAAGGGUGCCAGAAAGAGCAGCAGGAGCAGGAGCACGAGCAGCAGAGGCAACGGGUAUAGAGGCUAUGCUAUUGAGGAUAGCAGGGGUUGCAGAUGGGAGCAGUGAGUGUGCGGAUCGUGCAGGAACGGGCAGGGUGGGCGAGUCCAAGGAGGAUGGGAGCGGCUGUAGUGGGGAGUCGCAACCCCAUGGCGCUGCGCUACCCUCUCAGAGGACACACCCAGCAGCCUUGCUGUCUGCUGCUGGUGGUGCUGAGAGGGGGAUGGGGGAGGGGGAGGCGGAGAUAGAGGCGGAGUGUGAUGCGGUGUCGGGGGGAUGGACGUGGCAGCAUGGUGGCUGGAGCGAGCGGUAUGGUGGGGUGGGCGCACAUGCCUCUCAUCAUGCUCACAAUGCGGGUGAUGCUUAUGCUGCUCAUGAUGCCUGUGAUGCCCCACCUGCUGCUGGAGGUCCCGUGAGGUCCUCCUCUGAUCUCGUACAUGUGCGAUAUGGUAUGGAUGGUGGGGAUGGUAUGGGUGGCACGUAUGGCCUGCACGAUUCUGACAUGGAAGAGCAGGGGGAGGAGCAUAAGGAGUGGGAUCUUGCGCAUGCGGAUGCGCAUGGGCAUGGGCAUGGGCAUGGGCAUGGGCAUGGGCAUGGGCAUGGGCAUGGGUACGAUGAUGGUGAGGAGUGCAUGUACGAACAUGGGGAUGGGGAUGAUUGCAGCGUGGAGAACGAGCAUGCACAUGGUGGGAGUGGGGAUGGGUGCUCAGAGGGGCAUGAGGAGGCGGUCACGGGGUUGUGGCACACGGAGCUUGCAUCAGAGGAUUCAGAGUCAGGGGGCGGGUUAAGGCAUGAAUGUGCGUGUGGGUAUGCGCAUGGGUACGCGCAUGGGUAUGCGCAUGGUUACGGGCUUGCAUAUGUUGAGGUGGAGGAUUAUGAGGUAGAGUUGGUGGACCAUGAGGAGGAGGAGGAGGAGGGGGAGGAGGAGGAAGAUAGGUACAUGGAUCAUGGGGAGGCAGAGACAGAGAGUAUGUGUUAUGAGGAGGAGGAGGAUGCGGAGUGUGUGUAUGAUGGGGAGGAGGAGGAUGCAGUGGGUAUGUAUCACGAGGAGGAAAACACUGAUUACACGGAGGAGACUGGGAGCGUGGAGGAUAGACACGGGGAGGAGGCUGAGGAGGAGGAGGAGGGAGACGUUUUCAGCGGGCAAAGGAGUGGGGGGGAGGGAAGGGAAGGGGAAGAAGAGGGGACAGUGGAGGGAGGGGGAGGAGUUGAGGGCCAGCCAGAUCUAGGGAAGAAGAGUCUGAGUGCGCCUGCUGGGUCCUUGGCUGCUUCUGCCUCUGCUUCCGUGAUUGCUGUAGGGCUUCAGCAGGUUGGUGAGGAAGGGGGCUGGGUGGAGAGUGCAGGGGACGCAGGAGGAGGAGAAGGUGAGGAGAUUGGGAGGGGAGGGAUGGUGAGGAGGGGAGAGGAGGAGGAUGAGGAGGAGGAUGAGGAGGAGGAGGAGCCGGAGUUGUUGCGGCGGAAGAGCUUUGGUGGGCGGAUGGGUGCCAGCUUUGGCGCGCUGCUGAGGAAGAGCAACACGCUUUCCAAGAUGGACCGCAAGCCGCCCCGCCCCUUCCUCGCUGCACGCACCCCCCCGCUUCGCUCCCUCACCAUCUCCCGCGCAGCCUCCGCGUCCCGCAAAGCCGCGUCCUCGGCCUCUCUCAAAGCCGCCUCCGCGAUCGCGCUCGCCACCACCGCAGUCACCAGCCUCGGCCGCUCCGCAUCUCUCCCCUACGAGUACGAAUACAAUGGCAUCAACCAGCCCAAGCGCGUGCACUUCCAGCUGUCAGAGCUCCAGCUCGCAACCAACUACUUUUCCAAGGAGAAUAUCCUCGGGCAGGGCGGGUUCGGGACGGUGUAUGGAGGCGUGCUGCCGGCGCCGCCGUUUGAGGAGGUGGCGGUGAAGGUGCUGAAGAGAGGGUCCGUGCAGGGCGACGGGGAGUUUGUGACUGAGCUGGAGCUGCUGUCGCGCACGGCACACCGCCACCUGGUGAAGCUCAUGGGGUUCUGCAUGACCACCACGCAGCGGAUGCUCGUUUACCAGCUCGUCGCGAACGGGUCGCUCACGGACCACCUCACAGGCAGCAAGCUCAGUGAGAACGGUCCGCUGCCGUGGGAGCGGCGGCUGCGAAUAGCCAUAGGAGCCGCCAAGGGCAUCCGCUACCUGCAUGCCCAGCGACCCCAGGUGCCUUGCCUUGCUCCGUUUGCUUUUCCAUCGUUCCCUCUUCUCCCUUCCACCCCCCAUCUCAGUGCACCUCUUUUCUCCCUCCACCCGGUCUCCCACUCCCCCUCUACCUCGGUUCUAGUUCCCCCCUACCUCCUCCUUAUUCAUCCUGUCCCUCCCCUCGUUUGGGACAUCAAGGCCUCCAACAUCCUCCUUACAAACAGCUUCGAGGCUAAGGUGGCGGACUUUGGGUGUGCAAAGCUGUUACGGGGCACGGAGAGCGUGGUGAGCAAGGCGACGGGGCUAGCGGAGGAGCGGCUGGUGGAGUUUGUGGACCUGGGCGUGGGCACCAUCGGCCACAUGGCCCCCGAGCUGCUGCUCGAAGGGGAGAUCAGCGCCGCCUCCGACUGCUUCGGGUUGUGUGUGGGUGUGGGUGUGUGGGUGUGGGUGUGUGGGUGUGGGUGUGUGGGUGUGGGUGUGUGGGUGUGGGUGUGUGGGUGUGGGUGUGUGGGUGUGGGUGUGUGGGUGUGGGUGUGUGGGUGUGGGUGUGUGGGUGUGGGUGUGUGGGUGUGGGUGUGUGGGUGUGGGUGUGUGGGUGUGGGUGUGUGGGUGUGGGUGUGUGGGUGUGGGUGUGUGGGUGUGGGUGUGGGUGUGUGGGUGUGUGGGUGUGUGGGUGUGGGUGUGGGUGGGUGUGUGGGUGUGGGUGUGGGUGUGUGGGUGUGGGUGUGUGGGUGUGGGUGUGUGGGUGUGGGUGUGUGGGUGUGGGUGUGUGGGUGUGGGUGUGUGGGUGUGUGGGUGUGUGGGUGUGUGGGGUGUGGGUGUGUGGGUGUGUGGGUGUGUGGGUGUGGGUGUGUGGGUGUGUGGGUGUGUGGGUGUGGGUGUGUGGGUGUGUGGGUGUGUGGGUGUGGGUGUGUGGGUGUGUGGGUGUGUGGGUGUGGGUGUGUGGGUGUGGGUGUGUGGGUGUGUGGGUGUGUGGGUGUGGGUGUGUGGGUGUUCGGAGUGGUGCUGCUGCAGCUGCUCACAGGCAGAGACCCCGUGGAUGCCGACAGAAGGCCGCUCGUCAACUGGGUACGUACGCACAACAUCCCUACCCUUCCCACUGGCUGGCCUACUGCAGCAGCAGACCUACUGCUGCACACAACCUACUGGCCUGGCCUCCACAUCCCACAAGCACCUUUUCCACUUCCUCACGCACCACAUGUUCACAUCCCUCUUUCACUCCAAAUGCGCAGCCGUAUCUGGAGGAGAGGCGGUGGGGCGAGCUGA
Molecule: messenger RNA, 5718 nt
Organism: Closterium sp. NIES-65
Lineage: Eukaryota; Viridiplantae; Streptophyta; Zygnematophyceae; Desmidiales; Closteriaceae
Source: the annotation of a GenBank genome assembly